AUGUAUCCUCUCCGCCGGAAGGCUCCCCUAUCGCCGUCGGACUCCUCCAUGAAGCACCAUAGCGGCCGGAAGGGCGGCAACCUAUCCGUUGCGGCCGUCGUGGUCUCAGUGGUCAUCUUUGUGGCAUUCAUCUACGGCGGGGACAUCACUUCCACUGCGAAAUUCUCCUUCGCCAGAUCCAGAUCCUUCCCUGAGAUCGACAACCACCGUGAUUCCUCUCCGGAGGCCCUAGAGAAGACUCCGCCGGCCUUGGAGGAGGCCGGUGAGGAGCAGCUUGACGCCGCAGUUGACGACGACAGCGAACUCGACGAUGUGGCCGGCGUGCCCGACUCUUGCGACAUAUUCACGGGCAGCUGGGUUUUCGAUGAGGAGACGCGCCCGCUGUACAGGGAGGAGAAGUGCGGAUUCCUGACGGAGCAGGUUACCUGCAUGCGGAACGGCCGGCUCGACGACGGCUACCAGAAGUGGCGAUGGCAGCCCCAGGACUGCUCCCUGCCCAGGUAAUAACUCCCUCCCUUAUUUCUCUCUCUCUCUCUCUCUCUCUCUCUCUCUCUCUCUCUCUCGCUCUCUAACUGGGAAUAUGGGGAUGGGGGGAAGGUUCAAGGCGAGGGUGCUGCUGGAGAGGCUGAGAGGGAAGCGCCUCAUGUUCGUGGGCGACUCGCUGAACAGGAACCAGUGGGAAUCCAUGAUCUGCCUCGUCCAGUCCGCCGCGCCCCCCGGGCGCAAGUCCCUCAGCAAGGAGGGCUCCCUCUCCAUCUUCCGGAUCGAGGUACUCGCCGCCGUCGCAGACCCUCUCGACCUCGGCCUCUCCGAGGCCUGACGCAAAGAUGAAAACCCGCUUCUGUCCGCAGGAUUACAAUGCGACGGUGGAGUUCUACUGGGCGCCUUUCCUCGUGGAGUCAAACUCCGACGACCCGAGGAUGCACAGUGUUCCCGACCGCAUCAUCAUGCCGGAGUCGAUCGCCAAGCACGCCCAGCACUGGACCGGCGCCGACUACCUCAUCUUCAACACCUACAUUUGGUGGAUGAACAAGGCCACCAUGAAAGUCCUGUGGGUCACCUCUCUCUCCUCUCUCUCUCUCUCUCUUUCUCUCUGUGGAUCCCUCGAUCUGUGGGAUCGGAUUGUCAUGUCGCGCUUCCCCGUGGACCAGGCGGGGAUCUUUUGACGGAGGCUCUACGGAGGUGGAAGAGAUAGAGCGGGUCGCCGCCUACGAGAGGGUGCUGAGGACGUGGGCCAAUUGGGUGGACGAGAACGUGGACCCCCACCGUACCUCGGUGUUCUUCAUGAGCAUGUCUCCUCUACACCUCAAGUAAUUAUUCUGACUCUCACCUCAGACUUCCAUUAUUCCUUCCCACCCUCCUCCUCUCUCCCUGAACUCGGGUUUCUGUAAACCUCAGGAGCUUGGACUGGAACAACCCGGAGGGGAUCAAGUGUGCCAAGGAGACGACGCCGGUGCUGAACACGACGGCGCAGCUGAACGUGGGGACGGACCGGCGACUGUUCGCCCUGGCGGCGGCGGCCACUGGCGGCGCGAGGGUGCCCAUCUCGUUCCUGAAUAUCACGACGCUGUCCGAGUACCGCAAGGAUGCGCACACUUCGGUGGACACCCUCCGGCAGGGGAAGCUCCUCACGCCGGAGCAGAAGGCCGAUCCGCAGGUCUACGCAGACUGCAUCCACUGGUGCCUGCCGGGGCUCCCAGACACCUGGAACGAGCUCCUCUACGCCCUCAUCAUCCACCGACCUCCCCCCGCAGAUGUGAAGGCUCCGCAGUUGCCUCCGCACGUGGCCACCGACGAUUGA
This is a messenger RNA of Spirodela intermedia, 1801 nucleotides long. The record is from the annotation of a GenBank genome assembly. NCBI's taxonomy places the organism in Eukaryota, Viridiplantae, Streptophyta, Magnoliopsida, Alismatales, Araceae.